Coffea eugenioides is the source of this 1892-nucleotide messenger RNA. Its product is annotated as tRNA threonylcarbamoyladenosine dehydratase. Gene Ontology annotation, cellular component: plastid. The record is from RefSeq and is a predicted model, not a curated record. The transcript has 11 exons. Bases 72 to 1445 code for a protein of 457 amino acids. Gene Ontology annotation, molecular function: tRNA threonylcarbamoyladenosine dehydratase activity; ubiquitin-like modifier activating enzyme activity. Gene Ontology annotation, biological process: cyclic threonylcarbamoyladenosine biosynthetic process. NCBI's taxonomy places the organism in Eukaryota, Viridiplantae, Streptophyta, Magnoliopsida, Gentianales, Rubiaceae.
UGGGACUUGCAGACGUUAACUUUAAACCCCCGCCGCCCGAUUUGAUUUAACCGGAAAAAAAUCGGAGAAAGAUGGAAGAAAGAGUGAAAUUCUUGGCUAUGAUCGGCGCCGGAGCUCUGUUGGGUUCUGCUGCCACCGUGGCUGUUCUCAAGCUUCUUCCUAGAAGAAUGAAAAGCGAGUGCAUAAGGGAAGCAGCCAAAACGAAUGGCGGUACGAAACAUUAUAACUAUCCUGCGGUUGUGGAUCGGGGGGUUGGAAAUCCAGACCUGCUAGCUGAUGAAGUAGUUUCUGAGCACCUUACUAGGAACAUUCAGUUCUUUGGCCUAGAGUCCCAAGAGAAAGUCACUCAAUCAUAUGUGGUGGUAAUUGGACUUGGUGGAGUUGGAAGUCAUGCUGCCUCUAUGCUUUUGAGGUCUGGGGUUGGGCGACUGCUUCUGGUGGACUUUGACCAGGUAUCAGUUUCGUCAUUGAACCGGCAUGCUGUAGCAACAAGAGAGGAUGUUGGUACUCCAAAAGCUUUAUGCCUUAAGAAGCAUUUUCAGUCCAUUUUCCCCGAGUGUCAUGUAAAUGCAAAGGUCCUGCUAUAUGAUUCAUCCUCUGAAGAAGAAAUUCUUUCAGGCAACCCUGAUUUUGUUUUGGAUUGCAUUGACAAUAUUGACACUAAGGUUGCACUUCUUGCUGCCUGUGUACGUAGAGGUUUAAAAGUUCUUUCUGCCACAGGAGCUGGUGCAAGAGCUGAUCCAACAAGAAUCCGUGUAGCAGACUUAAGAGAGUCAACAAAUGAUCCGUUAUCCCGAUCGGUGAGACAUCGACUGAGGAAGGACUAUGGUAUUGAUGGUGGCAUUCCUGUUGUUUUCUCUUUAGAGAAACCCAAGGCAAAGUUGCUUCCUUUUAAAGGGCCUAGUGGCGAAGAAGAAAAUCCUUCAGAUUACCAAGUUGUUCCAGGUUUCAGGGUUCGCAUCAUUCCUGUUCUGGGAACCAUACCUGCAAUAUUUGGACAAAUUAUGGCUUCCUAUGUUGUAACACAACUGGCCGGCCUGCAAGUUCAAAUGGAGCCAGUAGUGAAUCUUGAUACAGAUCAUUACUGUAUUCUCCAUCAGCGUCUUAUUGAGCAUGAAGAGUUACUCUAUGGCACAGCCAUGCAAGUACAGGUAGAUGUUGAAGAAGUUAUGUAUAUUGUGAAAGAGUUAUGGCAUGGACGAAGUGCAAGAGAUCAGUCCUUAAACAAUGUAGGGCGUGGAAUGUGGCGUUCUGUGAAUGAAUUAAUGCUUGUAAGAUGGGAUCAGACUAAGCCAGCAUCGGUUUCAAACUUAGUUCUACUUAAAUUUUCAGAGGCUGAUGAACAUGAAUCGCGAUCACUCGAAGAUAUACGGAAAGAAGAGCCAGAAUUUUUUGCAAGGGUGACAUCCGUCCUGAAGCAAGCCGAAUCAGAUUUUGGUUUGUAGAACGCCAUUUACUGGCACAAGCUCCAGUUUCCCCUUCUUGUGGCAGUGCUUUUGAAAACAUACCAGGCUUCCAGCUUCUGUGGGAGUAUUUGUAGUUCAACCGCACAUUGAGGAGAUAUUGGCAAUCUGCUCGUGCUAUGGCAGUCGGCAAACGCAUGAUUAAUGACUCGGAAGUAUGGAAGAUAUCAGAAUAGCUUUGCUUCUUUAUCCGCGUAUGUACUAUGUAGUAGAGUUCUUCAGAGGAGUCAGUCAGUCGAGAUAUUUUGCGGCAUCUACUUGCAAGUUGAAAUAGUAGUUCAAUUCUUGGAUAUUGAUUAUUCUGUACGAGGAGAAAUCAUUGAUACGUUGUUUUACUGCAGAUUGAGCUAUGUAAUUGAAUUGAAAAAUGAAAUCUUGUAGUAAUUUUUAUCGACAUUCAUUCAUGAAGGUGGUGCAUCUUUUUUGCCU